GAGAAAGAAGUAAGGUUUCAGUAGCUCUCUGUCCUUAGCUUUUAGGGUUAUAGAAAAGACUGAAGAGAGAUGAAGACGAUCAGGACGACAGAGACGAUGGACAUCCCUGAGGGGGUGAAGAUCAAGGUGAAGGCGAAGCAGAUCGAAGUGGAGGGCCCCCGUGGAAAGCUCACCAGGAACUUCAAGCACCUCAAUCUCGACUUCCAUCUUAUCAAAGACAAUGACGGCAAGCAGAAGCUUCAGAUUGAGGCGUGGUUCGGCUCAAGAAAGACCACCGCCGCAAUCCGUACGGCCCUCACUCACGUUCGCAACCUCAUCACCGGUGUCACUAAGGGUUACAACUAUAAGAUGCGAUUCGUCUACGCUCAUUUCCCCAUCAAUGCCAGUAUCACCAAUUCCAAUAGAAGCAUCGAGAUCCGAAAUUUCCUGGGGGAGAAGAAGGUCAGGAAAGUGGAUAUGCUUGAUGGUGUGACUGUUAUCAGAUCAGAAAAGGUGAAGGAUGAACUCAUCCUGGGUGGGAAUGAUAUUGAACUGGUGUCUCGAUCAGCAGCCUUGAUUAAUCAGAAAUGCCUAGUGAAGAACAAGGACAUAAGGAAAUUUCUUGACGGUAUAUAUGUCAGUGAGAAGGGAACAAUGGCUGACGAUGAAUGAUUUGGUAGGGGAGUAGAAAAUCCUUCCUAGGAGUUUUGUUUGUUAAACUUAUAAACCAGCAUAGCUGGAUAAUUUUGUUUUGGUUUUUUCAAUUGUCAUUUUCACCCAAAUGUUGUCAUUCGAUUGUUGGGAUUUGAGGCUGAAAAUGUACACAAUCUUGAUCUUUGUUUGAAACAAAGUCUCUAAUGAGGCCCGUCAGAAUUGUUAC
Messenger RNA from Telopea speciosissima, 859 nucleotides. RefSeq names its product 60S ribosomal protein L9-like. Gene Ontology annotation, cellular component: cytosolic large ribosomal subunit; ribosome. The coding region runs from base 70 to 651 and encodes 193 amino acids. The record is from RefSeq and is a predicted model, not a curated record. The transcript is spliced from 3 exons. Gene Ontology annotation, molecular function: rRNA binding; structural constituent of ribosome. NCBI's taxonomy places the organism in Eukaryota, Viridiplantae, Streptophyta, Magnoliopsida, Proteales, Proteaceae. Gene Ontology annotation, biological process: cytoplasmic translation.